CUUGUUUGCGUUAUUACAGUUUUAUUCGCCUAUCUUUGUAAUUCAGUUGAAAUUGGUGGCCCAAUUGCUAAAGCUAUGCUGCUAUGUAGGAUUUUUAUGUUCGGAUUUAAUAUAAGCGACAUAAAUCAUUCUGCACUAACAAAAUAAUAACUACAAAAAUGGAUAAGGCGCAGUGGAUGACAUCACUUCCAAGCCAGUUGAGAAAUAUGGCCAUUAUCAACCUUGCGAUACCCGGUUCUCAUAAUACAAUGUCUUAUGGAAUAAAGUCUGGAGCAAAGCCUUCACCUGACGCCGAAAAGUCCACAAUAUGGCUGAAUUUCUGUUUUCCGUGGUUUGUGCGACGUUGGGCAAAAACACAAUCUUCCUGUAUUUCAGAACAAUUACUAUUGGGAGUUCGAUAUUUCGAUUUGCGUGUAUGCCAAAAAAAUGAGAAAUUCUUUUUCGCACACGGACUCUUUGCUAUGGAGGUGUUUGAUCCUCUGGAAGAUCUCAAACAGUAUUUGCUUUCACAUAAAGGGGAGGUUUGCAUAUUAGACUUCCAACAUUUUUACGAUAUGAAUGUGAAACAUCAUGUAAAACUACACGACCGCUUGCUAGAAUUGUUUGGCUCUCUUUUGUACUCAAAAUCUGAUGGGACCUUGGCCGAUUUUACGCUGAAUAGAUGUAGCACAUUGGGCCGACAAGUAUUUUUGAUUUAUCGUCGUUGCCCUGUGCUACUUCCAAAUGAAUUUUGGCCAAGUAAUAGUUGGCCGACUCCAUGGCCAAAUGUAACUUCCGUAAAAAAACUUGAAACAUAUCUUCAAAAUUCACUACUUUCCCGAAAACCAACGCAAGGUUUCAUAUCUCAAUGCAUUUUGACGCCUUCCGGAAAGUACAUAGCUUUAAGAUGUUUUUCCUCGUUGCAUAGAACUGCAAAAAAAGUAGACAAAAAAAUACAACCGUGGAUUGAAGAACAAAUGCCUGGACCCUUUCAAGAAAAUGAACCUCCUAAGACCAAUGUCUUUAUUACCGAUUUUGUAAAUUUAAAUGACGGCCAAUUUUGUAACUCGGUUGUAGAAUUGAAUUUUAAAAUUGAAAAUCGUUUACAAAUUGGCGACGCCUGACCCAUAGGUAUGCAAUUUGAUUGGCGCAAAACGGUGUUUUAAAACGUGCCUAAAUACAAUAUAAGAAAUUCAUUACAAUAGGGAUCUGAAAUUUAAAUUUCACAAGCAUUUUAAAGAUACUAUUUUCAAGUUCUCGUAAUUUCAGCUCAGUGUUUAGUUUUCUUUUAAUUUUUGAGUUAGCUUCCUUUCUACUUCUUUCGCUGCGUUGGUAUCCAUACAAUGUUUUCAUUGACAUCAAUAUAUUCACCAUUUUUGGCGGCUAUCAAAUUACAAUGCUUUUAGUAUUAACUUUCAUUUUAAGUGCCAAUGCUCCACACCUACCAUCCGAUCAAAUGGUACUAUGCUUUUUCUAAGGCAUAUAGUUCCGCUGUCAUGGAUGAUAGUUUUUUUGUUUGUAUAGAAUGCUUUUGUGGUGUUCGCCCUUCCAUUAUUAAAUUGGGGUUUUGGAAAAUUAUCUUUUACUGAACCAUCGGUUUAUAAGAUUUCAAUGUUUUCUUCUUGAGUUGAUGUUUUUUCUGAAAUUGUUGGUUUAUAAUGAAUUCGUUAUUUAACGACUAGUUUUAGCUGUUUUUUUUUUUUUUUUAAUACAUAGAUAACUGUCGACUACAUGACUUUGUUAAAAGUGUUUGUAUUUUUUUAUGACCUUAUAUUGUUGAAAGGCUUUUGUAUAGCUGGUUGAAAAUUGCACUUGCUGUCGAAUUAGUAAUUUUUUAGCUAAUAUAUCAAAGGAUCACGAAUGCUUCUAGUAGUUCUUUAGCUGCUAUAAGUUCUAAUCUCUAUUGAAAGGGUAGUUUUGCUAAGAUUAUUAUUUGGUUGAGGGUUGUGUUUAUUAUUACCAUGCUUUAUCUCAUGCAUUGAUUAUUAAAACUUUUUAGUUUUUCUAAGGCGUUUUCGCGAAUAAUACGGCAUACUCUAUUUCGAUCUGGAGCGCUUUUGAAGGUCUUACUCCAAAGGUGCAACCACUCAACAAAUUUUAAGAAAACUGCAUAUUUUAUUGGUUUGUCUAUUGUUUAAUUUAUUUAUGAACAGCCGCAGAUAUCUAAUAGAAUUUAUAUUUAAACGCGUGUUAUAUAUACGAAUAGAUAUUUGUAAUUACCAUUUUUUUCCAUUGUUGACCUGCAACUAUAUAUUGAUUGCAAUUAAAAAAAUCCUCUAGUUUAUGUUGUAGUCGUGUUCUUGCCCUAUUAAACUUACUAUUCGUUAGUUAUUUUAUCAGUUAGUAAUAGUUAUCAGAAAGAAAUCGUGAUCCAAUUGGAAUAGAAAAGUAUGGUUGUAAGAUAAUUGGUAAAUUUUUGUUGUGUAUUUGUUAACUAAAAGUGGGCUAAAUCUGUUUCUUUGUAACAACCCUCCGUUGAUUUCGAUGCUUUCCUUGUCGCGGUAUUAUUUUCUUCUCUUCUGUAUUUGGACUACCACUUCUGUUGGGUUUGUUUCCUUUAUGUUGACACUGUCGUACGCCUUGUUUGCUCAUAUUUUGAAAUGCAGGAUCGAAACUUUAUAUCGGUACCU
Messenger RNA from Anastrepha obliqua, 2609 nucleotides. RefSeq names its product PI-PLC X domain-containing protein 2. Bases 159 to 1103 code for a protein of 314 amino acids. Gene Ontology annotation, biological process: lipid metabolic process. The transcript is spliced from 3 exons. NCBI's taxonomy places the organism in Eukaryota, Metazoa, Arthropoda, Insecta, Diptera, Tephritidae. Gene Ontology annotation, molecular function: phosphoric diester hydrolase activity. The record is from RefSeq and is a predicted model, not a curated record.